CUCAGUUAAUCACCAGCAAGCAAAACGUUCAGUUGUGUUUCAGUUGUCGAGAAGUCAGGGUGUUUCUACCUUCCAUUUACCGUUCCAGUGUAAAAUUCAGGCGACACGCUUAGCGGUAAAAAACCCACACAUCCACGCACAAUAAAGUAUAUUGGGGCAAAUGUUUUUUCAACCCGGUUCCUAGAGAUCUUCUGAAAAAACAAUUCCCUAUCUACUGUUCUUUUUUUUCUCGUUCUCUGUUCUCAAAGUGAAGUAGCCGCGGCGUGCUAAAUUUGUAUUGCGUGCAAAAUUGUUAAAAAAAAAAAUAAACCGAAAGAGAAAUAAGCAAACACAUACACACGCAUUCCGCAUUUUUCCUGCCCACAACUUUUUUUUUUUAAGUUCAAAUUUGGUAUUGCAUUAGAAUUUAUUUGGUGACAGCUGUUGAACUAUGAGUGAAAAAAUCGCGCGCAAUCAGGAAAAAUUAAAAGUUACCAAGGAGAACCGCUAAAAAGGGCCACUUUUCAAACGGUUAGAUUCCAGUGAAGUUGUAAGCACACAGGGAACCUAAAAAAAAAAAAAACAGCCAAAAUGUCUGAUCGCAAGGCCGUGAUUAAAAAUGCCGACAUGAGCGAGGAGAUGCAGCAGGAUGCCGUCGAUUGUGCGACACAGGCCCUCGAGAAGUACAACAUUGAAAAGGACAUUGCGGCCUACAUCAAGAAGGAGUUCGACAAAAAAUACAAUCCCACAUGGCAUUGCAUUGUCGGUCGCAACUUUGGAUCGUAUGUCACACACGAGACGCGCCACUUUAUUUACUUCUAUUUGGGCCAGGUGGCUAUUUUACUGUUUAAGAGCGGUUAAAGUAUUGUCGAGUCGGAUGAAGUGGUGGUGAGGAGGCUGAUGGAGAUGCAGCAGCUGCCCCGCCAGCAGCAACAACAGCAGGGGCAGCAGUCGCAUUUCGGAGCAUCAGAGGAUGAGGAUCUAGAGCAGAAACAGCAACAACCACAACAAUCACAGCAACUACAGAGCCAGCAGCAACAACAACAACAACAACAACAACAACAACUACAAAAAGAACAAGAACGAAAACAGCAAACACUACAACCACCAGUAGAACAUCUCAAGGAUGCGGAAAUGAUGACCGAUAGGGCAAGCGAGAAGCAACAGCAGCAAAAACGAUCAGAAGAUUCGCAAAUACAACUAACCAACGAUCAAGACGUGGACGAUGGGGACGAAGACGAAGACGAGGACGAGGACGAUGAAGAUGGCACCAUUGUGGAGGACAGCGAUGCCACCAGCUGCAGCAGUUGUCGACGAGCCGAACUGGAGGAUAAUCAGCAAGAACAACCGCCGACAUCAUCAUCUCCCCACAAGGAUCGGGAACACGUCACAUAGGGCAUUCUCUUUCACAAUAUGGAGAGAGAGGCUACACACGAGCACACCGUUCUAGAUUGUCUAUCGGAUGCAAACAACGCCGAUUGGUUGGUGGUACAGAUUAUAUACAAUAUAUGCUCAGCAAUUUAAAUUGAACAAGCGUUGAUGUUCAAUAGGAAAGCGCUACUAGAACACACAAAAUACACUACUAGAAACAGAGGAACUUGUUUAGAAGCACGAACCAACGAUGUUUAGUUUCGAAAUCACCAUUUCCCGUCCUAAACUUCUGCAUGUUGAUGGUAUAGUUUAGAAUAAGCAAUUGGUUACCAUUUGGAUUUGCAUUCGCUCCCAAUGAUUCAAACAUCUGUUGAAAUAUACUUUUAAUAUUUUCUUUUGCAAAUGUUUUAUGUGCUGGAGCUUUGUUUGGACUUUUGAUUUACAUAUGAAACCUGCGCAAUUAAACAAUUGUUAACAAGAAAAGAACCAAAAACUAUGUGUUAUAUUAUUUUCCAUUUUUAUUUUCAAUCCAAUUUCGUUGGCGCUUAGCAGAGGCAAGAACCACACACACACACACACACACACACACACACACACACACACACACACACAAACACACACACACACGGACACAUAGCACAGGCAACAACCACCACUACAACCGAACGAGUAAAAUAAAAAGAAAAACUUAAUAUUUAACAAAAUUGUAAGGAAAACUCACAUAUUUUUCUGUCGGAUGGAUUAUUUAUGUGUAUUGAACUCUCAACACUUGUAAUCGGAAACCAAGCAGAAAGUAUAUAAAAAAAAAUAGUAUAAUGUGAAAUUUGCAUACACACCAUACUCACUCACACACACAGACGCUCUCUGCACACCUAAUGGGUACACAGAGAAAAAUAUCUCAUUGGCAUGCUUUUCCCAAAAAAAAAAAAAACAAUGGUAUUCCAUAACUUCGGUUUUUUAAAUUGUCAAAAAAAAAAACGCAGUUUAAAAUUGCAUUUGUUAGGUUUUUCGUACCGAAAAUGUUUUCUGAAUAUAUUAUAUGAUGAAAUAUUGCAAAAUAACAAUUUAUCUUGCAAUAUAGCUAUUAUAAAUGAUUCAAACUAUCGGAUGACAGGUUAAUAAGGUUGUCAAAUUUUGUUGGAUUGUUUGCAAAGGAUAUUACAAGUGAUUGCUAAUUUCUUUCUGUGUGCUUAAACAAUGUAUUAUUCAUUGCUUACGAGCAAACCAAAUCGGUGCGUGUUUGGACAUGGAUUUUUCCCACCUCCCAACCAAGCCAUCCCCCCGCCCCCUCUAAACCUUUAUUUACUCCUUUGCCUGGAUUUUGCCAAACAACGGCAAGCCAGCAAGAACAUGAAACCAUUGCAAUAAAACCAUAGCAGCAACAAAUUACACGCAAAUCAAAUAUUAUGUGUAUGUGUAUAUGUAUUGUCCAUCCACAGCAGCAAAGUAUGCAACAAAAAUUUUUGUAGAAACUGCAAGCAGUUUUUUUUUUUUUUUUUUUUUUUUUUUUAUCGAUGAUGUUUUUAUUAUUUGAUCAACGCACUGUUACCCAUGCGGCAACUUAAUUUGAUCUGCUUAAAUUAUUUUAUUUUACAAUGUGUCUUGGUUACUUAAGACUAACAGAUUUUUAAUCCUAAAAAAGAUAGGGAGAAUUAUAAUAGUUGAUAUAACAUAGUAAUUAUUAUUUAUUUGAUUAUUCUAAUGAAUUUUAAAACUAAGACUUUCUAGGUCAAAACCAGGUUAGGGAGGUCAUGAGGGUGGUGUGCAAGCAGUAAUAAAACAAAAAGGCGGAGAAAGUCGAAAGCAAAAGCAAAGACAAAAUAAAUAAUUAUCAUCUUGUCGUUUAUAUAAGUGUGUGCUAUGUGUUUCUCCGAAUCGGAUUUAUGUUAUAUAAAACAGAAGAACAGUAACAAUUUAAAGGCAAAUUUCAAGGAAUGAAAGCGAACAGUAAUAAGAAACAAGGAAACCAAAAAGUAAAUAUAUAUAUUCAUGCAAGAAAUACAAAAUAAAGUAAACAUUGGUGUAAAUUAAGCAAGAACCUAAGUAAAACCUACUAAAAACAACCAAAAAAAAUAAGAAGCUUAAUACGUAAUUUCCUGAAAACAACAGAAGACAUAUGCAGAAAUCACACACAUUUACCGUUACUUUUCACACACAUACAGCACCUCUCUCUCUUUAGCUAUUGCGUUUUAGAUUAUUGCUCAGCACGUUUUUGCGUAGACACAAAACUAUUUAUGCUAACGGUAAGAUAGAACCUCCUCUCUCUCUCUCACCCACACACACACACACCUCCCCCACUUACACACACACAAGCACUCGCAAAAACAAGAAGACGAAGAGAAAAACUAAAUUUUUUUCUUAUAAUCGGAAUGCCGGAUUUCUAACGGGAAAGGAAACAAAAACACAACAGGACUUCUAAUAAGUGUUUAUACAUACAAAUAUAUAUAUAUAUACAUGUACAUGUAUACAUAUGAAACAAAACAAAAAACAAAGCAAAGCAUAAUUUUUUGUCAUAAUGCAAAAUAUUUGUGUGAGAAACCAAUUUUUGAUGUAACAGAAAAACGCGCGAAAAAUUGAAUAUGUGUAACGGUAACAGAGCAAAAGAUAGAUAAAAGAAAGUAAAAAAUUUAUUUCAUUCGCUUAGUUUUUCCCAAACGAUCGAUCCAUUUCCUCAUUUUCCGUUAGUAACUUUUAAACUCAAAUCUUUUAGCUGCCAUUUCUAAAGCAAAAAAAAAAAAAUGAAACAACAAACCGAGAAACCAACAAAUACAAAAACUAGUUUAAAAUCUUAGUUUGUAAAGCGUUUAUUUGAAUUUAACUGUUUAAUUCUACUUUACCUAUUUCUAUUUAACUGGUUUUUUGUGCAAGGAACAAACAUUACUUAAGUUUUUGUAAGAGAUUAGUGAAUUAUGUGAGCUGAGUGCGAUAUAGAGCAGUAUUGCAAUUGCAACUGCAAUCGCAAAUGUGGAUUUAUGGAGGCAAUUUCAAGUAACAAUACGAGUAAGAAAUGAGAAAGCAAACAAAAACCAAAUGAGAUCUUCAAUGUGAAAUAAAAGUACUUCUUUG
This is a messenger RNA of Drosophila melanogaster (fruit fly), 4416 nucleotides long. It is a transcript of the gene ctp, whose product is annotated as cut up. Gene Ontology annotation, biological process: microtubule-based process. The transcript is spliced from 3 exons. NCBI's taxonomy places the organism in Eukaryota, Metazoa, Arthropoda, Insecta, Diptera, Drosophilidae. Gene Ontology annotation, cellular component: microtubule associated complex; cytoskeleton; dynein complex. The coding region runs from base 571 to 840 and encodes 89 amino acids. The record is from RefSeq and is marked reviewed.